Molecule: messenger RNA, 9017 nt
Organism: Trichechus manatus latirostris (Florida manatee)
Lineage: Eukaryota; Metazoa; Chordata; Mammalia; Sirenia; Trichechidae
Gene: PEAK1
Product: pseudopodium enriched atypical kinase 1
Exons: 8
Coding region: 2519-7768 (1749 amino acids)
Biological process (GO): protein phosphorylation
Cellular component (GO): actin cytoskeleton; focal adhesion
Molecular function (GO): protein kinase activity; ATP binding
Source: RefSeq, a predicted model, not a curated record
AUUUCUGUUAUAGCAGCACUAGAUAACUAAGACAGUUGCUCUGGUAUAAAACUCCCAUAAAUGAAAGAAGAUAUUUUCAUCUUUGGUAAUGAUACAAAAUUGUGCCUUUCUGAUCUUUUAUCACUCUAAAGCUAGAAUAUUAAUAUCAAAUGAAAUUAUAAAAAUUCCUUUAUUUCAAAUUAUUUCAUUUCCAACAAAAUUGGAAAAGGAGCAUUCUCUUCCUUUCAUCUGAUAUUAGUGGCUUUACUUGUACUCCCCAAACUCAGACAUUUCAAAUGAAUUUAAUAGCUUUCCAAAGGACAACUUUUUCUGGAUUUUGUGCGUGUGUGUGUUUUAUAAACUGUGAAGCUUUUGUAUGAUGUCAUCUUGUUGACCCAGCUUUGAGUAGAAGUUUUAGUAUUAUAGCAUCUCCUCCAAUAACUUAGGUUUUUUUUUUUUGUUUUCAUUCUAACAUUUGUUGAAAGGUGCAGGACCAGAAAGGGUCCUUGUGUAACAUUAACAAGCAUUUAAUUAAGGGGCAAUGCCUAUGGUACCAAAAUAUGCGAAAUGAAAGAGAUGCUUAAUCAGCCACAAAAGCUAUUUACCUCUUCAUAAACCUCAGUGCUUGGUGUCAUAAAUAUUAUUACUGUUCUAGGACUUCAGAAAAGCAAUGAAAUAUCAAAACUGAUUUUUCUCUGCUGUUAAUAUGGAAGUUUUUUUCUCAUAGUAGAACUUUGUAAUGAAGCUAAUAUUUGGGAGAAGCAUACAAAACUGAAAUUUAUUAGCUGGAGUGUGAUCAGAAGGGACUUAAAUACAAAAUGUUAUGUUGAAAAUAAAGCAAGGAAGAGUUUUAUCUCUAUUAAGUUAUACUGAAGAAUAAGUUACAUAGUAUUGCCAUAUAUUUAUUGAGCUCCUACCAAGGGGCAGGGACUAAUAGAUGUUUUCCAUACAUUAUCUAUAAUCUUAUAGCAACCCUACCCUAUAAGCUAAGUUUUGUUCCAGUUUUAUCAAUGAGGGCAUGGAGGCACAAGCGAUUAAGCCACAGGUGUGUCUGAUUACACCUGUGCUCUUUUCUGUCACUUCAAAUUGUUUACCAAAUGAAAGCUUACGUUAAAAAAGCCAUUUUUUUCAUUCAUUCUGCUGAAUAACCAUUGAUAUGCCUGAAAAGUUAAGCUAUGUCAUGUUAUUUCUCAAGUUUUAUUCAUUCCAUACUCAACAAACAUUUGUUAAGCAGCUAAUAUAUAUAUUCCUAACACUUGCUAAUUACCAGGACUGAACCAAAUAAGAUCCAGUCUUCCUACUCAGAGUUUACAAACUGAUAAAUAUUCCAGGCUUGUAUACACACGAUUUAAGAGUAGAAUCCAAGAGAGCAAGGCUCCCUUUUCUACUAUUUUGUGACUGCUUUCCGGUCCCCCUUGAGUUGAGAUGGGGAAGUACUUGUAAAAGCCUAGAUGCAUAAUCCAAUUGGCAUCUGUUAUAACCCAGUUUACAAGUAUGAAUAAGGAAGAAGGAGUUCAUAAUCUGGUCGAAGUGCUUUGGUAGAGGGCAUACAUAGAAUGGGAACUUGCUGUGGGAACCUAGAAGAGGUAGUUAGCAUAGGAAUUCCUGAGGCAGGCUGGGUUUUACAGAGAACCUGGCAAAGGAAAGUUGGUUAGUACAUAAUCAAAGGGAAAGCUUUUGUUACGAUUCUAACCUUUUAUUAAUCCAAAUGUUUGUAUCUAUCAUUUGCACUACUCUUCCUUUGUGAUUUACUGUGAUUCCAUAGACCCUUUAUUCCAGUAAUGUUUUCAAAAAGAACCUGUGUUCUUUGGGAAAAUGUCAGCAAUAGCAAUUAAAAAGUUUGAAUUGUUGAAAUUUAUUUAAGAGAAUUUACCAAUCAUCAUGUCUAGUCACUUCAUUUUACACACAAAAAAGCCAAGACCAAAUAAACUGUGAUGUACUUAAUGUCAGAUACUAUAAGCGUCAGACCUGGGACUUGGCUUGGCUAUUAGUCAUGGUUUCUAAUGUGAUGCUCUAGUUGGUGGUGGUUUAAUAAUAAAAAUAAUUUAUAUUUCCAUUAUUUUUCUUCAUUAGUUUUGGGAGAGAAGUGAUUGAAGAAAUAUAAGUAAAUAUAAAUGCAUUAGUCCCAAUUUAUACUUGAAGUUAUAAUCACAAGAAAUAUACAACUCUCUUGUUGAAAAGAAACAAUAUCUGAGGUCUAUUCAUAAGGAAAGAAAAGGAAGCAAUGACAUAAUGCCUAGAAUUGGAGCCAGUUAAACUGGAAACAUUGCUAUCUUGAGAAAAUAAGUUAAGGAAUGAGAGGCAACGAAGAAAGGACAUUCAUCUUGGAAAGACCCAAAGCACUUUGAAACUUUAACGGAAAGUAAUGCUAGCUGCUAAAACCACCUUUGUCACCAGAGCAGAUCAAGUGCUUCAAAUUUAAACGGUAGAUCAUACUUAGAAGAGCUGCUGUGACACCUAGGGGAGGUGAAAACUAAUGGAUGAAAGUUUUGCCAUGCACUGAAAAAAAAGCAUUGUCUGUGAAGUUCUGUUCUAAAAAAUGUCUGCUUGUAACACCUUUACUGAACACGUGUGGAAACCUGGUGAAUGCAAAAACUGCUUUAAGCCUAAAAGCUUACAUCAGCUCCCCCCAGACCCUGAGAAGGCACCCAUCACCCAUGGCAAUGUGAAAACUAAUGCCAAUCACAGCAACAACCACCGCAUCAGGAACACCGGAAAUUUCCGGCCUCCUGUGGCCAAAAAACCCACUAUAGCUGUGAAGCCCACUAUGAUGGUGGCAGAUGGGCAAAGUGUUUGUGGUGAGCUUAGCAUCCAAGAACACUGUGAGAACAAACCUGUCAUCAUAGGUUGGAACCGAAACAGGACUGCCUUGAAUCAGAAACCACUUAACAAUAAUAAUGAAGAUGAUACUGAAGGAUUUAGCCACGUUCCUAAGCCUUAUAGCAGUAAUGACAGUGCAAAGAAGAUAUCAAAUAACAAUAAUGGACUAACUGAAGUGUUAAAGGAGAUAGCAGGCUUGGAUACCACCCCUCAGAUAAGAAGAAAUGAAACAAACUCUAGAGAAACAUUCUUAGGAAGAAUAAAUAAUUGUUACAAACGAUCAUUGGAAAGAAAGCUUCCACCAAGUUGCAUGAUGGGAGGGAUAAAGGAUACUCAGGGAAAGCAUGUUAUUCUGAGUGGGAGCACAGAAGUGAUCAGUAAUGAAGGGGGCCGGUUCUGUUACCCAGAGUUUUCUAGUGGUGAGGAAAGUGAGGAAGAUGUAUUUUUCAGUAAUGUGGAGGAGGAGCAUGAGAGCUGGGAUGAGAGUGAUGAAGAGCUGUUGGCCAUGGAGAUCCGCAUGAGAGGGCAACCUCGCUUUGCUAACUUUAGAGCAAAUACUUUGUCUCCUGUUCGAUUCUUUGUGGACAAAAAAUGGAAUACUGUCCCCCUGCGAAACAAGUCUUUGCAGAGAAUCUGUGCUGUAGACUAUGAUGACAGCUAUGAUGAAAUCCUGAAUGGUUAUGAAGAGAAUUCUGUGGUCUCCUAUGGACCCGGAAGCAUUCAGAGCAUGGUGUCCUCAGACUCCACAUCACCAGAUUCUUCUUUAACAGAAGAAUCACGUUCUGAGACAGCCAGUAGUUUAUCCCAGAAGGUUUGUAAUGGAGGGUUAUCUCCUGGUAACCAGGGAGAUUCUAAGAAGAUGAAGGAAAUUGAGCCCAGUUAUGAAAGUCUCUCUGGUAAUAAUCAGGAGGACUCAUCACAAACUUCUAAAAGCUCAAUAAAAGUUCCAGAGACACACAAAGCAGUCCUUGCUCUCCGAUUGGAAGAGAAGGAUGGCAAGAUUGCUGUACAAACUGAGAAGCAAGAAAGUAAAGCCUCUACAGAUAUUGCUGGGCAAGCAGUAACCAUAAACCUCGUCCCUGUAGAAGAGCAAGCGAAGCCCUACCGAGUUGUGAAUUUGGAACAGCCAUUGUGCAAGCCAUAUACUGUCGUGGAUGUGUCGGCAGCCAUGGCCAGUGAGCACCUCGAGGGCCCUGCCAAAAGCCCCAAGAUGAAAAGCUCAUCUUCUACUCCAAAUUCUCCGGUGAUAUCACCUGCAUUGACAUCAGGACAAGUAAGUGCCCAUUUCCAAAAAUCCAGUGCAAUCCGAUACCAGGAAGUGUGGACUUCCAGUACCAGUCCACGACAAAAGAUACCUAAGGUGGAAUUAAUUAGUGGUGGAACUGGACCAAAUGUCCCUCCAAGGAAAAACUGUCACAAAUCAGCACCUACUUCCCCCACAGCUACAAACAUUUCCUCCAGAACCAUCCCUGUAAAGUCACCUAAUUUGUCUGAAAUAAAAUUUAAUAGUUACAACAAUGCUGGUAUGCCACCUUUUCCAAUUAUCAUUCAUGAUGAGCCAACUUAUGCUCGGAGUUCCAAAAAUGCUAUCAAAGUUCCCAUUGUAAUCAAUCCAAAUGCAUAUGACAAUCUAGCUAUCUACAGAAGCUUUCUGGGAACAAGUGGCGAGCUCUCAGUGAAGGAAAAAACCACAAGUAUAAUAAGCCAUACUUAUGAAGAAAUAGAAACUGAAAGCAAAGUGUCUGAUAGCACUGCAAAUAAACCCACUGAAUGUCCCCAAGUUAAAGGGUUUUCAAACAGCACAGAGCGUAAAAGGGGCUCAGUGGCUCGAAAGGUUCAGGAGUUUAACAACUGUCUUAACAGAGCCCAGUCUUCACCACAGAGAAGCUAUAGUUCUAGCCACAGCUCCCCAACGAAGAUCCAGAGAACCACUCAGGAACCUGUGGCCAAAACAGAAGACGCUCAGGAGUCGCAGACUGUGGGCAGCUGCAGUAGCACCAGGGAGAAAGCAAGCACAGUCCUUUCUCAGAUUGUGGCUUCUAUCCAACCCCCACAGUCUCCUCCAGAAAUGCCUCAAUCUGGCCCUAAAGCUUGCAGUGUGGAGGAGCUUUAUGCCAUUCCUCCAGAUGCCGACACUGCUAAGAGUACACCUAAGAGUACGCCAGUCCGGCCCAAGUCUCUCUUUACGUCUCAGCCAAGUGGUGAAGCUGAAGCACCUCAGACCACAGAAAGUCCGACCACGAGAGUACAGAAAGAUCCACUCUCAAAGACAGUCACUACCCCUCCCUCCAAAUUAGUGAUGAACGCCCAAAGUGAGCCAACACCUCCCUUCCCUCCCCCACGCUCCACUUCUUCUCCUUACCAUGCAAGUAACCUUUUGCAGAAGCAUUUCACCAACUGGACCAAGCCAACCAGCCCUGCCAGGUCAACAGAAGCUGAAUCAGUUUUGCAUUCUGAAGGUAGCAGGCGGGCAGCUGAUGCAAAACCUAAGCGCUGGAUAUCAUUUAAAAGCUUCUUCCGCCGUCGGAAAACAGAUGAGGAGGAUGAAAAAGAGAAAGAGCGAGAGAAAGGGAAACUAGUGGGCCUGGAUGGCACAGUCAUCCACAUGCUGCCCCCUCCACCAGUUCAGCGCCAUCACUGGUUCACAGAAACCAAAGCAGAGUCCAGUGAGAAACCAGCCAUUGUCUUCAUGUACAGGUGUGACCCCCCUGCUGAAGGCCAGUUCAGUGUGGAUCAGAGCCAGGCCGGAGCCGACCAGACAGCAGUCAUGGAGAAGGGUGGAAAAGAAGAUACUUUCCUACAGGACUCAGAGAAGAAGAAAAGGAGCCAUUCUUCCCCAUCACAGAUUCCUAAAAAAAUUCUCAGUCAUGUGACCCAUGAAGUGACAACAGAGGAUUUUUCUCCUCGGGAUCCAAGAACUGUUGUUGUGAAGCAAGAUGGCAGGGGCUCUACUUCAGCCACACCAGCGCUGCCCCUACCUGAAGCGGAAAGGGAAGAGGAAAAAGAAGACAUUUCAGAUCCUAUGGACCUGAGCUCUUGUAGUGCAACAUACAGCAAUUUAGGGCAAUCUAGAGCAGCCAUGAUACCUCCCAAGCAUCCACGGCAGCCAAAGGGAGCUUUGGAUGAUGCCAUUACCUUUGGGGGUAAAACUGACCAAGAAGCACCUAAUUCUUCCCAACCCACACCUCCCCCACUGCCAAAGAAAAUGAUCAUAAGAGCCAACACAGAGCCAAUCUCCAAAGACCUCCAGAAAUCCCUAGAAAGUAGUCUUUGUGUCAUGGCUAAUCCCACCUAUGAUAUCGACCCCAACUGGGAUGCCAGCAGUGCUGGCUCUUCCAUCAGCUCUGAACUCAAGGGACUGGACAUUGAGUCUUAUGACUCCCUGGAAAGACCUUUGCACAAGGAGAGACCUGUCCCUUCGGCAGCAAACAGCAUCUCCAGCUUAACCACUCUCAGUAUUAAAGACAAAUUUUCCAACAGCACGGAGUCCCUGUCCAGCCGGCGUGGUCCCUCUUGCAGACAGGGCCGAAGCAUCCAGAAGCCACAGAGGCAAGCACUUUAUCGAGGACUUGAGAAUCGGGAGGAAGUGGUGGGUAAAAUCCGAAGCCUUUAUACAGAUGCCUUGAAGAAACUGGCUCUUAAAUGUGAAGACCUCUUCAUGGCUGGGCAGAAAGACCAACUCCGUUUUGGGGUGGACAGCUGGUCAGACUUCAGGCUAACUAGCGACAAGCCAUGUUGUGAGGCAGGUGAUGCAGUUUACUACACAGCUUCAUAUGCAAAAGAUCCACUCAAUAACUAUGCAGUCAAGAUCUGUAAGAGCAAAGCUAAAGAAUCCCAGCAGUAUUAUCACAGCUUGGCUGUCCGGCAGAGUCUAGCUGUCCAUUUUAACAUCCAGCAGGACUGUGGUCAUUUCCUUGCUGAAGUUCCUAACCGUCUGCUUCCCUGGAAUGAUCCUGAUGGCUCUGAAAAGGAAGAGGAUAACGUGGAAGAGACCGAAGAGCUGAAAGGAGAGGCUGAUGGGAAAAGCCCAGGGCCCUGCUCUGAAACAGAGUCCUCUCAGAAAGAGAGGCAGGGGGUUGUGAGCCGGAAGCAGAGGAGCCACGUUGUGGUCAUCACCAGAGAGGUGCCCUGUCUCACCGUGGCCGAUUUUGUGCACGACUCUCUGGCCCAGCAUGGGAAGAGCCCUGAUUUGUAUGAGAGGCAAGUGUGCCUGCUGCUUUUACAGCUGUGCUCUGGCCUUGAGCACCUCAAACCCUACCACGUCACUCACUGCGACCUACGCCUAGAGAACCUGCUGCUGGUCCACUACCAGCCCGGGGGAACUGCCCAGUGCCUCGGGCCUGCACAGCCCAGCCCCACCUCAUCUUGUCCUACCAGGCUUAUAGUGAGCAACUUCUCUCAGGCCAAGCAGAAGAGCCAUCUGGUGGACCCCGAGAUCCUCCGGGACCAGUCCCGCCUCGCUCCAGAGAUCAUAACGGCCACCCAGUAUAAAAAGUGUGAUGAGUUCCAGACAGGCAUCCUCAUCUAUGAGAUGCUGCACCUGCCCAACCCCUUUGAUGAGAACCCAGAGCUGAAGGAGAAGGAAUACACACGAGCAGACCUGCCUCGCAUCCCACUCCGCUCCCCCUACUCCCGAGGCCUGCAGCAGCUGGCCAGCUGCCUCCUGAAUCCCAACCCUUCUGAGCGGAUCCUCAUUUCAGACGCCAAAGGUAUCCUCCAGUGUCUGCUCUGGGGCCCCCGAGAAGAUCUCUUCCAGGCUUUCACCACCUGCCCAAGCCUGGUGCAGAGGAACACCCUUCUCCAAAACUGGCUAGACAUCAAGCGAACACUGCUGAUGAUCAAGUUUGCCGAGAAGUCGCUGGACAGAGAGGGUGGAGUCAGCCUCGAGGACUGGCUUUGUGCUCAGUAUUUGGCCUUUGCCACUACAGACUCCCUCAGUUGUAUUGUGAAAAUCCUCCAACACCGUUAGUGUGUCCUGGAUGCUGCUUUCACUUCAUUUUCACCUUCUUCGUGUCACCCACAUGCUUCCCCUUCCUAGUGCUCAUACAGAAUUCAAGGAAAGAAGAGAGAGACAAGCCUUCUGUCCCUGCCGUCCAUUCAGAAAGGCUUUCCACAGCUCCAAAUCAAAUGGGAAGCUGAGUCUGUCUUAACUUUACAGAAAUUCAGCUGUACGAACAUGCAGUUGCCUUCCAUUGGAACAGUUCCACCCCAAUAGUCCCACAGAGGCGGGUAAAGAAACUGAAAACUCACCUCCUCAGAAAGACAGCUCCUUUGGUAUGAACUCAGUGAGCUGUGUCCAGUUUCUCCAUAAUUCUGACUAUCAUCCAUCUUUUUAACACCAAGUAUUUAUUCUCACUAGCAAUAGACAAUUUAACCAACCCCUACCAUCAUCCAGUAAGUCUCACAACAGACUCUGUCUUCUUGAAGGUAUCAAUAACUGCCUCUUUUAUCAGGCAGAAGUGCCAUCCUUAGCAUCAGCCCAGUUUUGGUUACCGGGGACUACGACCUUUGUUCCAGCUGAGAGUGUAAGGCAAAAGAGAGAGCCCAUCCCUUGGGUCCUAGGCCCUCUUCCAUUUCUGUUAUUGGUAAGAGUGUGCACUGCACGGAGGAUGGCUCUAACAGUCUCCCCUCUGCUGACACUGCCUGAUUCUUCUCCACCUCUGCUCUAGCCCCACUGGCCGGUGAAGUUGGGGUUUCUCAGCCACUUGUGGCCCAUGACAGAGCUCACCCAUGGUGGUGUCACCAGUGCCUCCUCAGGGUGGAGUGCAGUUCAGAGCUUAUAAAUAGCUGGCAGGACACAAGGAGAUGAUUUUCCUGCAUGUGCAAUUCUCCAGGGCCAUCAGGGGGACGGAGUGCAAAGCACCAGUCUUUGAUUACUGUCUGAGCUGUCAGCGUUGGCAGCCAGGGCUGGCAGUGCCCCAAUCAUAGUUUUCCCCCAAGCAAUAAUUGACUAGCUUCCUACUAUCAGUAGCCAGUGUUAAACUAGUCUACCAGAUGCUGUAGACAACAGCCCUGAAUGAAAUGGCUGUCAGCUGAGCUCUCAGAUCUCCUUAGAGGGCAGGGACGGCUGGUUAUUGGGCUGGCCCGAAGGCAGGGGAGGGGCAGAGGUCCACUCGAUGAGACUGCUGACCGCUUCCUCAAAAUGCUGACCUUUUCUCUAGGGACCACCGCCCAGUGCAAGGAGCACAUUGCUCCUAUGACUCCCUCUCAAAUGGCUC